CUCCCCCCCGCCCCCCCAGGCCCUGCUCCCGCUGGAGCCGUCCUGGGCUCUGCCCUCCCCGCUGCGGAGCUGCAGCCUCCAGGCUACAGAAUAACGUGGAUGUUUCGCUCCAGAUCAUCUCCUCCUCCCAGGGAGAAGGAAAUGGCGUCAGUAGAGCUGGCUCAGAGACUGGUGACCUUCGAGGAGGUGGCUGUGCAUUUCACCAGAGAAGAGGGUGUUCUGUUGGACCCCACUCAGAGAGCCCUCUACAGGGAUGUCAUGCAGGAGAACUAUGAGACGGUGGUCUUGCUGGUAGGGUUUCCAGUUUCCAAACCUGAUGUGAUCUCGCAGCUGGAACGAGGGGAAGAGCCGUGGGUCCCGGACCUCCAGGCCUCUGAGAAAGAAGUGCUCCUGAGAGCUGCCUUCACAGGUGCUGGGAUGGUGAGUGAGAAUGAGGAGGAGAAACUCCAGCAGGAAGAUGCUGUGCAAGUAGAACCACAUGGAACGUUAUCAGGAAGAUCCAAAGGGAAUGUUUCCGGGAGUUGUGCACUCCGAGAAAAAGCAAAAGCCUGUGAGACUCAUCAGAUGCCAAAGGAAAACUUCAGUAGCCACUCAGACCUUAUAACCUGCGACAGAAUAAACUUGGAAGGGAGACGCUACUCAUGCCACGAGUGCGGGAAAAGCUUCAGUUGGAGCUCGCACUAUCUCAUACAUUGGAGAACCCACACAGGGGAGAAGCCCUACAUGUGCUCUGAGUGCGGGAAAAGCUUCGGUCAGCGUUCAAACCUUGUCACACAUGAGAGAAUCCACACAGGAGAGAAGCCCUACAUGUGCUCUGAGUGCGGGAAAAGCUUUAAAAAGAGCUCACACCUUAUCAUACAUGAGAGAGUCCACACAGGAGAGACGCCCUACACAUGCUCUGUGUGUGGGAAAAGCUUCAUUGAUAGUUCAAGCCUCAACUCACAUCAGCGAAUCCACACAGGAGAGACUCCCUACCCGUGCUAUGAGUGUGGGAAAAGCUUUAAUCAGAGCUCUGCCCUGAGUAGACAUCGGAGAAUCCACAUGGGUGAGAAACCUUAUGGAUGCUCCGAGUGCGGGAGAAGCUUUUGUCAGCGUUCUGACCUUAUCACACAUCAGAGAACCCACACAGGAGAGAAGCCCUACAUGUGCUCCGAGUGCGGGAAAAGCUUCAAGGAUCGCUCAAACCUUGUCACACAUGAGAGAAUCCACACAGGAGAGAUGCCCUACAUAUGCUCUGUGUGUGGGAAAAGCUUUAGUCAGCACUCACACCUUAUCUCACAUUAUAGAACCCACACAGGAGAGAAGCCCUACACGUGCUAGAGAUACCAGAACACUCCGAUUCUUGCACAUUCCACACAGAUAACAAGGACAGGGGCAAAAGGGUUGUUCGAACCAACAUGUACAAGGUGAGAGGCGGCACCUUACUGCGUAGAAGGGUUGUACCUCACUACGUACGGGGGCUGCAGCUCAAUAUGUCAGGAGUGAUGUGUAUAAGAAUGCACCCCUGGGGCGGUGUCUUUUUCUGGCCUAGAGGGCAGUGGAGAGUCCCACUGCUGACUGAGCUGGUCCAUUGUCAGGGGGCACAUAUUUGCAGUAUGUCCUGUAGAGUCUGUGGGGAACUAGUACUGUGCUUUGUUUGACAAUAAACCUGGCCACGUGCCUUCAUACCUUA
This is a messenger RNA of Gopherus flavomarginatus (Mexican gopher tortoise), 1672 nucleotides long. RefSeq names its product zinc finger protein 34-like. The coding region runs from base 100 to 1320 and encodes 406 amino acids. Gene Ontology annotation, biological process: regulation of DNA-templated transcription. The record is from RefSeq and is a predicted model, not a curated record. Gene Ontology annotation, cellular component: nucleus. NCBI's taxonomy places the organism in Eukaryota, Metazoa, Chordata, Testudines, Testudinidae. The transcript is spliced from 5 exons.